GCGGAGCGGGGCCGGCGGGGACGGGGAAGGCGGGAGCCGGAGGCGGAGGCGGGGCCGCCGCGUGCCGCGCGCUCUGCGGGCCCUCGGGGCUGCGCGGUCCUGACCGGGGCGCCGGGCGAGCGGUGUGUCCCCGCGGCUGUCGGGGACUUGACGGAGAUGCCUACAUAGAAGAGUGACAGCAGCUGGACUAAAUGUUUCACUGCUGAACUGGUUCCUCAGGUAUCCUGGCUCUGGCAACUGCUAUGGGAGAUUGGAUGACGGUUACAGAUCCAGGUCUGUCUUCAGAAAGCAAAAAUAUCUCUCAAUAUACCUCAGAAACAAAGAUGUCUCCAUCAAGUCUAUACUUACAAAAAGUGCUCUGUUCUUCAAUACCUUUAUCAAAAAAUGUGCACAGUUUUUUUAGUGCCUUCUGCACAGAAGAGAAUAUUGAACAAAGUAUUUCAUAUCUUGAUCAGGAAUUGACUACUUUCGGUUUUCCUUCAUUAUAUGAAGAAUCCAAAGGUAAAGAGACAAAGAGAGAAUUAAAUAUAGUUGCUGUUUUAAACUGUAUGAAUGAGCUACUUAUUCGUCAGCGGAAGAACCUUCUAGCUCAGGAAAAUGUGGAAACACAAAAUCUGAAACUGGGAAGUGAUAUGGACCAUCUGCAAAGCUGCUAUGCAAAACUCAAGGAACAACUGGAAACCUCCAGGAGAGAAAUGAUUGGGCUUCAGGAAAGAGACAGACAGUUACAAUGCAAGAACAGGAAUUUGCACCAGUUACUGAAAAAUGAGAAAGAUGAGGUACAAAAAUUACAGAAUAUUAUUGCAAGUCGAGCUACUCAAUAUAAUCAUGAUAUGAAGAGAAAAGAGCGUGAAUAUAAUAAACUAAAGGAACGUCUACAUCAACUUGUUAUGAAUAAAAAGGAUAAAAGAAUAGCUAUGGAAGUUUUAAAUUAUGUGGGGAGAGCUGAUGGAAAAAGAGGCUCUUGGAGGACUGAUAAAAGUGAAGCAAGUUUCUUUUUCAGGAAUGAAGAUGAAAUGUAUAAAAUUCUCUUGAAUGAUUAUGAAUAUCGUCAGAAACAAAUCCUAAUGGAAAAUGCUGAACUUAAGAAGGUUCUUCAGCAAAUGAAAAAGGAAAUGAUUUCUCUUCUUUCUCCCCAAAAGCAGAAACCUAUAGAAAAAGCAGAUGAUAGCACAGGAACUGGUAUUUCUGAUGUUGAAGAAGAUCCUGGGGAACUGAGCAGAGAGAGUAUAUGGGACCUUUCCUGUGAAACUGUGAGAGAGCAGCUUACAAACAGCAUCAGGAAACAGUGGAGGAUUUUGAAAAGUCAUGUGGAAAAACUUGAUAACCAAGUUUCAAAGGUACACCUAGAAGGUUUUAAUGAUGAAGAUGUAAUUUCACGACAAGACCAUGAGGAAGAAACCGAAAAACUUGAGUUAGAAAUUCAGCAGUGUAAAGAAAUGAUUAAAACUCAACAACAACUUUUACAGGUAAAUCAGCAGCUUGCUACCACAUGUGAUGACGAUACCACUUCACUGCUGCAAGACUGUUAUUUGUUGGAAGAAAAGGAGCGCCUCAAAGAAGAGUGGUCCCUAUUUAAAGAGCAAAAAAAGAAUUUCGAAAAAGAAAGACGGAGCUUUACAGAAGCUGCCAUUCGCCUAGGAUUGGAGAGAAAAGCAUUUGAAGAAGAAAGAGCCAGCUGGUUAAAGCAACAGUUUUUAAAUAUGACUACUUUUGACCACCAGAAUUCGGAAAAUGUGAGACUUUUCAGUGCCUUCUCUGGAAGUUCUGACCGGGACAAUCUUACAGUGCACUCAAGGCCACGACAGAAGCCCUACAGGGUGUCUAACGGGUCUCCAAUUUGUACCUCUAAACUCACAAAAUCUCUUCCUGCUUCUCCUUCAACUUCAGACUUUUGCCAGACACGUUCCUGUGUAUCUGAACAUAGUUCAAUCAGUGUGCUAAAUAUGACUCCAGAAGAGACUAGACCUAAUCAGGUUGGAGGAGAAUGUGCAAAUCAGAAAUGGAGCGUGGCAUCAAGGCCUGCAUCACAGGACGGGUGCUGUAGUGAGUGCUCCUGGACCUCCACGAAUUCUCACGUAGAAAAAGAUGGCUUACCUUAGCCAUGUGGACUGGAACUUUUUUCAUUAAUAUGUUCAUCAAAUUGCACAUCUAACUUGAAACAGGGUGUGUCAUAAAGUUGGUCAUCUCUCAUAAUUUAAGAUGGUCUGAGUUGUUUGUUUGGACUUCCUGUUCUUCCCCCAAAGAACUAAGAUGUUAAAUCUAUUUAAAAGAGUAUAUAGGUUCGGAUAUGUAUUUUUAGUAUCAGAAGCAUCUGGUUCUAUGAAUAAAGGAAUGUAUAGUGUUUGGAAACAAAAGCACUAGAGUGAGUUUCCUCUUAAAGGAAUUAAAAAUAGCACUUUUAGUAAACAGGCUGUUGUAAAUGUUUUACUUUUGUCCCAUAUAUAGUUGGCAUUGAGAGUUUAGCCUUCACUUGAAUGUAUACUGUAGAUUUUUAACAAAGCAAGUUCUAUAUUUAUUAUGUUUAGUGUGAUUUGAAAUUUUCUCUUUCAUGUUUUAAAUAAAGUGAAAUUUAUGUUUUGUACAUAGAUAUACAUGAUUAUGUUAAGAGGCUUUAAGAUCAAAAAGUUUUACACAUUCAUAAUUAUAGUAUUUCAUGCCAAUAAAAUUUUUAUUAGUGGGAUUUUGUUUACAAGUGUAUUAGAGCUAUUGCCACAUUAUGCUUAAGAAUUUCUUGGACUCAUCUGAGCAAUAAAUACUUAAAAGGUAUUCCAUAAAGCUCAUUCUUUAGAUAAUUAACAUUACUGAUAUACAUUUUUAAAAGACUUCUACAGCAUUUGAUUUUUUAAAUAUAUGUAGGAUAUAAUUUUUCAAAGAAGUAUUGAUUAUAGAGUAAUAGAGGCAAAACAACAAAAGUACCUUUGAAUAAAGCAAUUUAAGACUAUUGGCUCCAGAUAUUUGGAUAAUAGGAGACGUUAAGAUAUUUAAGAUGCUUGGAUUCUGAUAUUUUCUUUACUAGAUGGGUACCAGUACUACACCAGCUGUACCAGCAAAGGCUUUGUAUACGUAGUUGACAAUAAUUUUUCAAUGAUGCCACUAAUUGUUAAGGAAUUCUGACAAUGUACAAACAUCAGAUUUUAUAAUCCAGAUGUUUUCUGGACAGACUGGUGUCAUGUCAUUUUCAUAACUGAUUGCAUGUUUCUUCAUAUAUGUUAUUAUUGAUAGUAGUAAUAAUAACACAUGCAGACCUAGGCUCUUUCCAGGAUUCUCAUAAAAAGUUUAAGUGCCUAACCUUAUUUGUCUGUACUUAGAAGCCUGAAUAGAUCCCAUCCUUGCUAGAUAUUGUAAUUCAGGCCCAUUUCGAGCAGUUCAAACACUAACAUAUACUCACCCUGUAUGGGGUGAGUUCCAUGUUGUCUACCUUAUUGGACUUGUUGGUAAGUGUGGUUUUUGUGGGGAAGUGUAUUCCGCGAUGCAUGGUGAGAAGUGCCCUGGAAUCCAGGCUUGGCCUUCCCAGGUGGGUAGAGCAGGAGAGGUUUUGCAGUGUGAUCUCUGAGUCCUGUGGGCUGGCAAGCUCCUUGUGUGAGAGUCCCAUUGAAAAAUAUAAGUAUGUUGCUCAAGUAAGUCAUGCUCUUAUUUCUAGAUAGGAUUUAAAAUAAGUAUGGGUCAUAGAAGACUAGUAAAUACAUUUUUCCAGGUGUUUUUCCUUAAUUUUCUCUUCAAUUUCAUGAUAAGCAUUUAUGAAGUCCCUGCUGUAUGUCAGGACCUAUUUCUACAUCCUAGUCCAUGGGAUUGGCAGACAACUAAGCACACUCCCUGCCACUGAGAAUCUGGGAGUUGAGUGGAAGACCAGCUCUAGAAGCCAAAGUUAUAAGAACAAUGAUAAGUGCUCCUCAGACAUUGUCUGUUAAUAAAACGUGGACUGAUCUCAUUGUUCUGCUCCAGGGUUUAUAUAACAGGGAUCCGGCAAGGCUUCCAUUCCAGUUAAUCUUGGCAUUAUUUCCUAUGGGAAGUACUACAGAACUGAUAUGUUAUUAUUUUGUGUUUAUUGUUUUCAACAAAAUUUUGACCUGCAAAGCAGGAUAAGAUUUUCUGCCCACAACAGAAAAUCUUUGUUUUGUUAUCUAGUAGACAAAGUACUUCUAAAGGUUUGGGUCAUGUAGAUAAGGAUAAUGAAAUGGGUUAUUCUAGUCAUUUUCUAAAUACAGUGUUUUUUCAAUCUGGAUGUACUAGUAAAAGUGGAGUGGACUGUUGAUUAAAUUCUUUAUUUUCAGAAGUUUUGACAAUCUUGGUCCCUGGCAUAUGUCAUAAUACGUUUAGCGGAAAUAAACAAAAUGCUCUAUAAAAAGGUAAAAAGUUGCUUGAUUUGUAUAAAAACUUCCACUUGGCUAGUUAAGAUUAAAAAAACAUUUUUUUAACAUUUACAAGUAAGUAAUUCUGGGCUCUUAGGAGUUAUUGUAAUGCCAGUGAUUCAUAAAGAUCUGUAAGAUUAAUUAUUUUAUGUUCAGAAAUAUACUCAGUAUGAUGCUUAACACACAGGAAAUACAUAAUAUUUGUUGAUGAGAAAUAUAAAAUGCUAAUGAAACAAAUAGCAAAUCACUUUCUUGGCAUAAAAGGGCCAUAAAUUUCAGGUUAACACCCAACUUUUCUCAGGAGAGUAUGAACUUUUGGAGUAUAUUUCCAACCCUAUGUAGCUUGGUUUCCUCUAGAGUUUUAAGAUAGACUAGGCCAUGGUACAAAUAAAAAACACAAAAUUGGUGUGACUCUAUAGAAAUUUAAUUCUUGUUCAUGAAAUGUUCAGUAUGGAUUGGGAAGUCUGCCACCAUCGUUAUGACACCUGGAACACUGGGCCCCGAAGUCAUUAGCGUGGGGAAAGAACCAGUGGGCAUGUGGCUGGAUGUCAAAAUCUCGCCUGAGGAGGCAUGAUUUCCACCUUCAUUGCUUCACUAAGAACGUGGGCCUGCGGCCCCAACCUAACUAGAAACAGGGCUGGGAGAGAAAACAGCUACUUGGUGACCAAUGACAGCGUUAACAUGUCAUAGUUGAUGCCUGAUAGUUCAUCCAUUCAGUGACUUAUUUAAAAAAAAAAAAAAACAAAAGAAAAAGCAACAGUAAAACUACUCUGUG
This is a messenger RNA of Pipistrellus kuhlii (Kuhl's pipistrelle), 5127 nucleotides long. RefSeq names its product SSX family member 2 interacting protein (gene SSX2IP). The record is from RefSeq and is a predicted model, not a curated record. The transcript has 14 exons. Lineage: Eukaryota; Metazoa; Chordata; Mammalia; Chiroptera; Vespertilionidae. Bases 243 to 2102 code for a protein of 619 amino acids.